Bombina bombina (fire-bellied toad) is the source of this 2167-nucleotide messenger RNA. RefSeq names its product zinc finger protein 154-like. The coding region runs from base 210 to 2054 and encodes 614 amino acids. Gene Ontology annotation, biological process: regulation of transcription by RNA polymerase II. Lineage: Eukaryota; Metazoa; Chordata; Amphibia; Anura; Bombinatoridae. Gene Ontology annotation, molecular function: DNA-binding transcription factor activity, RNA polymerase II-specific; RNA polymerase II cis-regulatory region sequence-specific DNA binding. The transcript has 11 exons. The record is from RefSeq and is a predicted model, not a curated record.
CUGUGAUGUCAGAGGGUCCUUUAGAGGAAUGGAAUCUAGCCGCUACCAUCAUUAGAGGGUGGAGAUAUUCUCAGCACCCACUUGCCCGGAGAGUGUUUAUAGUGCGGCUCCUGUUGCUGUGAAGAUCCAUACAAUAAACGGCAUUACGUUUGCUAGUAAGGGAGAAACAUUAAGAAUAUCUGACACAUUAAUUUACGCGGAACAAGACAAUGUCUAAGACCGAGAACCAAACCUCAGACUUUCCUGAUGCACACAGAGGGCAUCUAGAGGAAAACCCAGGCACUGGGCUAUUAUAUGUGAAGAAAGAGGAGGAUGAGACAGAUGACUAUCGGACUGAAAUACAUUGGUCCCUCCCUGCUGACAACGAUAACGCUAAAAUAGUGAAAGUUGAGAUAACAGAAGAUCUGUGUGUGAGGCAACAGCUGGGAGCCCCAGAUGAGGAAACCAGUUACAGUAUCAGCCAAGGCCGUAUGGAUGUGACACCUUCAGAUGGUGUAGUGGUCGAGCAUGGAGGAGAACCGUAUGUGUGUAAUCGGAUGAAGACUGAGGAGGAUGAAGUUCCUAUAAAUACGGCUACAGGUGAUGUUAAGACUGAGGUCCCACUUAAUGCUGAACAAACAAAUGAUCUGUAUGUAGAGAAUCAGCGGGAAGCUGUGAAGCAGGAAAUCGGUGACAGUAUCAGAACAGGCCGUAUGGAUGUGACACCUUCAGAUGGCGCAGUGGUUGAGCAUGGAGGAGAACCGUAUGUGUGUAAUCAGGUGAAGACUGAGGAGGAUGAAUUUCCUAAAAAUACGGCUACAGGUGAUGUUAAGACUGAGGUCCCACUUAAUGCUGAACAAACAAAUGAUCUGUAUGUAGAGAAUCAGCGGGAAGCUGUGAAGCAGGAAAUCGGUGACAGUAUCAGAACAGGCCGUAUAGAUGUGACACCUUCAGAUGGCGUAGUGGUCGAGCAUGGAGGAGAACCGUAUGUGUGUAAUCAGAUGAAGACUGAGGAGGAUGAAUUUCCUAUAAAUACGGCUACAGGUGAUGUUAAGACUGAAGUCACACUUAAUGCUGAACAAACAAAUGAGAAUCAGGGGGAAGCUGUGAAGCAAGAAAUCGGUGACAAUAUCAGAACAGGUGAAUUUACAAACUCCAAUAAUCCUAGUUCUUGUAAGAGUGCAGAUGCGUCUUUCAAUCUUCUUCAAAACAAAAGAAGCCUCAUGAAAAAUGCAUUUUAUGAACGUGGGAAAUGUUUUACUGGAAAUUCACAUCUUAUUGGACAUCAAAAAAUUAAUUCAGGAAAAAAAGCAUUUUCGUGUUCUGAAUGUGGAAAACUGUUUGGACAGAAAUCACAUCUUAAUAAUCAUCUGAAAAUUCAUUCAGGAGAGAAAGCAUUUUCAUGUUCUGAAUGUGGGAAAUGUUUUACUGUGAAAUCAAAUCUUAUUUCACAUCAGAAAAUUCAUUCAGGGGAAAAAGCAUUUUCAUGUUUUGAGUGUGGGAAAUGUUUUAGUCGGAAACCAAAUCUUACUAGGCAUCAGAAAAUUCAUACAGGAGAGAAAGGAUUUUUGUGUUCCCAGUGUGGGAAAUGUUUUGCUCUUAAAACAACUCUUCAUGCUCAUUUGAAAAUUCAUGCAGGAGAGAAAGCAUUUUCAUGUUCUGACUGUGGGAAAUGUUUUACCCUGAAAUCAUCUCUUAUUUCGCAUCAGAAAAUUCAUACAGGGGAGAAAUUAUUUUCAUGUUCUGACUGUGGGAAAUGUUUUACUCGGAAACCACAUCUUAUUACACAUCAGAAUAUUCAUACAGGAGAAAAGGGAUUUUCAUGUUCCCAUUGUGGAAAAUGUUUUGCACUGAAAACAACUCUCAAUACUCAUUUGACAACUCAUACAGGAGAGAAAGCAUUUUCAUGUUCUGACUGUGGGAAAUGUUUUGCUCGGAAAACACUUCUUAAUAGGCAUCAGAAAGUUCAUACAGGAGAGAGAGCAUUUUCAUGUUCUGACUGUGGAAAACGUUUUACUCGGAAAACACAUCUUAUUAAGCAUCAGAACAUUCAUAUAUAUGAAAAAGCAUUUUGAUGUUCUGACUUGGAUGUUUUAACCAUAAGUCAUAUCUUUUUUCUCCAAACAGAAGGAGAAACAGUCUGCCGGGAAUAAACAGCAGCUCAGUGGCUUGUUCUAUGGCCCAGUUA